This is a messenger RNA of Prorocentrum cordatum, 1633 nucleotides long. The record is from the annotation of a GenBank genome assembly. Lineage: Eukaryota; Dinophyceae; Prorocentrales; Prorocentraceae.
AGGCUCGGGAGGCCCCCGCGCCGCCAGGCCCGCGCGGGCCCGCGCCGCGCUGCCCCCCCGGCGGGCGCGCAGCGAGUCUCCCCUGGGGAAGGGGGCCCAUGGAUGGCGACCUGGGCCCGGGCCCUUCUGCGGCCGAGGGCGAGCGCCCCUGGGGCCGCCCGGGCGGCGAGCCGCUGUCCCCCCUGGCGCGCGUCGGCAGCGCCUCGAGCGGGGCGCGCCCGCGGCGCGCCGGCAGCGCCUCGAGCGGGAGGGGCGCGGCGAGCCCGGGCUCGGAGGAGCAGGAGGUGGAGGCGUGGGUCCGGGGACUGUGGCGCUCCCUCCAUCGGGGGCAGGAGGUUGGUACCUCCAUCUCUCGCUCGGAGCUGGACCGCGAGGAAUUCCACAACGUGAUCACCAGCGCAGUCAUGGAUCAUCGCGUCGGGGGCGCCGUGUACGAGAGGGCACAGAUGAACAUGGCGAACGCGCUCAACCUGAUCUUGAACAAGGCAGACAGCAACUGCGACCAGAUGCUGAGCUUUGACGAGUUCAGGUCGUUCCUGCGUUUCCUCUGGCGCAACCCGCACACGGAGGUGUCGGCGGAGCUCGUGUUCGCCCUCUUCGACGUGGAUUCGAGCCUUUCCAUUGACAAGACGGAGUUCCGCGAGAUGCUCAAGUUCUUCCUCGGCCGGAACCCGACCCAGAUGGAGUUCGAGCAAGAGUGGGGCCGCCUGGCGAUCGAAGGGCAGGAGGUGGUCACCCGCGCGCAGUACACCCGCUGGCUGCAGGCCUCCUCGAACCCGGUGUUCUCCCAGUAUGCGCCUGCGAGGGCUGCUCAACCGCUGUCCGGCAGCAGACAGGCGACCAAGGGGACCGCCAUCAGGGACAGACCGCGCUGGAACAAGAGGUUCAACACGGGCGUGACACCAGGCCACGUCAACGACAUCCUCCCGUACUACCGGAGGGACGCGCUGGCGGACUUUUCAGAGCACAUGAGCGUCGCGGAGCUCGAUCGCUUCUACCAGACGUACAGCGGAUUCACCAGCAACCGCGCCAAGCUGUACGCCCCGAAGCGCCCGACACCGGCCCCCGCCCUGGUGCCAAAGUCGCUCUCCACAGGAGUCAGAGCGCUCAUGACCUUGCCGGGUCGGCACUCGCCCGGGGGCUCGAUGCGGGCCCACACUGGCAGGAAACCCAGGAGCCGACGCCGUGGCAGGACAACUUCCUGACCCCGCUCGAGCACAAGCGGACACCCUGCCCCAGCGAGCGGCCUUUGCCGAAGCUGGCCACCUUUCCGCCCCUCGAGCACAGGCCGAAGAGGGAGGGGUACCUGUCCAGCGAUCGCUGGAGCAACCACUUCUUCUCCAGCGUCUCUGAGCCGAGCUUCUCUUCUAGAGGACGCAGUAGCUGCCAGUCACCGCGGGUUCGCCUGCCAGUCGCUCCUUCUAGAGGUGCGGCUGCUGCUGCUCCCGAUCUGAUGCGACGACCUUCGUUGUCGCAAGCUCUCGUAGUCGAUGUAACCCUCCCGUCUUUCUUUCUUUCUCUCUCUCUCUCUUUUCCUUCUGCUGGAUGCAGAGCCUCCUCCUGCUUGAUCCCCUUCUGCUGAGAUUAGAUGUCUGCCCGGCUGCACGUUCGGCACCGUCUAGCUCCUCCUCAU